UUAUCAAAAUUGUAGUUUACGUUCAACAUGCAAUACUAUAAAACCCUUAAGCGAGUUCCACAAUGCCUUAAAUUGUUCAGUAGAUGUUUUAUGGCUGAUAGGAAUUUGAUUCAAAUUCCUCGGGUAAGGAUUUCUGAGGGCCGUAUACGCUAUUUGUUACUGUUGAUCCAUAAUCAUGGCUUGAGUGGUUUCGGUAGGACCAUCGUUCGGGGAAGCGAUGUAGAGGACCAUCUGGAUAUUUAUGACCAAAUAAUGGAAGAAAUGGAACCGAUGGGUAUCUGUGCCAAAUGUCUAGGCGGCGGAAAGAUCAAUAUGGACAAACCAAGUAAAAAAAUUACCAUAUAUGGCAAAAGUAAAAACUUUGGAUGUGCUGACCAUAACAGGACGAAGAAUAUUCUGAAAUCUUGGGACAAUUAUAAGGAUUUCAAAAUUAUUGUUGGCUGAAUA
This is a messenger RNA of Drosophila bipectinata, 447 nucleotides long. It is a transcript of the gene janB, whose product is annotated as janus B. Gene Ontology annotation, biological process: peptidyl-histidine dephosphorylation. Gene Ontology annotation, cellular component: cytosol. Gene Ontology annotation, molecular function: protein histidine phosphatase activity. The record is from RefSeq and is a predicted model, not a curated record. Lineage: Eukaryota; Metazoa; Arthropoda; Insecta; Diptera; Drosophilidae.